GUUUUUUUAACUUUAAUAAUUUGGUUUUCUGGAAUGAUGUUGCACUACACCAAUCUCUGGAUCACCACUGUCCUGUACAUGUUUUACUGCCUGAAGAUUGCAAGUUAUUGUUGCACCUGGUUUAUCUUCAUGAAGACCAACAUCUCCAGACUUGUCCCUCCGUUUAUUGUGGCUUCUCUCCUCAUUUCUGUAGCCUCCAGCCUUCCGUUCGGCAUGUAUGUGUUUUGGCUUCGUCAAGAAAAUUCAGCAAAUUUUUCAUUUAGAAACGUCACAAUGAACGUUUCCAAUUUCCAACAUAAAUACCAGGACCAGGUAAUUAUUUUCUCUGUGGGUUCUUUACUUCCAUUUCUCUUAUUUAGUGGUGCAAUUUACCUCUUAAUUCAAUCUCUUUGGAGACACACCAGACAGAUGAAAGGCAACGGGACAAGUUUCCGAAGCCCCAAUUUAGAGGCUCAUUUUGAUGUUGCGAAAAGCAUGAUUCUUUUUUUUCUCUGUCAGGUCAUCUAUUUUUCAAGCAUGAUUUGUUCCUUUUCAGAUAUGUUGAAUAUUAAUGACCCCUGGAAUAUUGGGUAUUCAAUAUUGAUUUGCUCUCCUUCAUUUCUCCAUUCAGCCUACAUGGUCUACGGCAAUGCUAAAUUAAAACAGGCCUUUAAAGAACUUUGCUAUGGUCUGAUGAAAUGUUGCUAG
Messenger RNA from Rana temporaria (common frog), 687 nucleotides. RefSeq names its product taste receptor type 2 member 40-like. Gene Ontology annotation, biological process: sensory perception of taste; detection of chemical stimulus involved in sensory perception of bitter taste; G protein-coupled receptor signaling pathway. Bases 34 to 687 code for a protein of 217 amino acids. The record is from RefSeq and is a predicted model, not a curated record. Lineage: Eukaryota; Metazoa; Chordata; Amphibia; Anura; Ranidae. Gene Ontology annotation, molecular function: bitter taste receptor activity; G protein-coupled receptor activity. Gene Ontology annotation, cellular component: membrane. The transcript has a single exon.